This is a messenger RNA of Paramecium pentaurelia, 2125 nucleotides long. The record is from the annotation of a GenBank genome assembly. Lineage: Eukaryota; Ciliophora; Oligohymenophorea; Peniculida; Parameciidae.
AAUGAGAAAAAAUAAUAAAGUUUAGCCUGCCAAUUAAGUUUAGGUGAUUGCUUAAGUUACUACAAGUCCAGAAAUCUCAUAAAAGGCUCUUACAACAAUACCAGAUCAAUAAGGCAAUUAGAAAUAAAUUGAUCCUAGACUUAUUGCAGGACCAUUGGCAGAUAGAGGUUGCACAGAUAUACUUUGUUUACUACUUUUUAUUGCAGGGAUGGCUAUCUUAAUGUAUUAAAUAUAUUUAAAGUAGAUUUAUCUCUUAGGAAGCUUAUUCUAAAGGAGAACCAGAAAGACUUCUUGCAAUGUAUGAUCCAAAUGGUAAAAAUUGUGAAAUAUUUAAUGAUAGGUGUUGCUUGUGGAUUUGAUAAUAAUAAAGAUUACCCUUAUUUGUAUUUUGCAAUACCUUUUGGAGAUUACUUCAAUAGAACAGUCUGUGUGAAAGAAUGUCCUUUAUAUGCAGAUGAAAAUUCCAAACCAACUUCUCUUGCUUGCCAACCAAACAUUUUGGUUAAAAGUUGUGAAAAGAAAUGUGAUGCUGCUAGUGCACUAAAGACAUUUGCAACAUCUAAUAGUACUGAUGUAUUCAAAGAUUUCUUAUGUAUCUUCAAUUCAUCAAUCUGUAAAUUAUAAAUAUUAAAUUUUAGUAUUUGAUCGUGUUUGUUAUCCAGAUGCCUUAUUAGCUUUAUUCGAUAACUAUUAAGAGUAUGGUUCUUAAUUUGCUAUGGAUGUUUUGACUGGUUACAUAGAAGAUUUAACAUAAACAAAGGAAGCUAUAUAUUGUUCAUUUGCUGUUGCAUUUUUAAUGGGGUAUAUAUAUAUAUAAUAUUAUAUUAUAGAAUAAUUUAUUUGUUUUUCACAAGAUUGUUAGCUGGAGUAUUGGUUUGGACAUCUAUAUUUCUCUUUUUAGUAGGUUUGGGAUUCGGAACAUAUUGGUGUCAUUAAUAAGAUCUCUAUUACUAAGAUAUCAUGAAUGAUACAACAGGAAAAUAUACAGUGGAAUAAACCAAUAAAGCAUCAGAUAAUUAAUUAACAUUUCAAUAUUUAACAUAUGUUAUGUAUGGUAUUUGUGCUUUUGCUGUUAUUGGAUUAAUUUGCAUAUUCAAUAAAAUAAGAUUAGCUAUAGCUGUAAUUAAAACUGCAGCUAUGUGUGUGAAGGAUCAUUUCUUAUUAAUCUUUGUUCCUUAAGUUACUGCAAUAGUCUUGGCAGGUCUUUGGUUUUGGUGGAUAUAUACUGCUGCAUAUGUAUAUGCUGUUGGAGAAAUUAAAGGAACAGGUAGUAGUCCAUUUGCUGAAGUAACACAUACAGAAUUGUAAAUAUAAUAUAUUUGGUAUUUCAUAUUUGGUGGAUUAUGGAUAAAUGCAUUCAUUUAAGCUUUGAAUAAUUUUGUGAUUGCUUCUACUUGUUGUUUUUGGUAUUUUGCACAAUAAGGUGCUGGAGGUGAUGAAAGAGCUAUUUCAUAAUCUCUUUAUAGAGCAUUUAGAUAUCAUGCUGGUUCAUUAGCAUUUGGUUCUUUAAUUUUAGCUAUUGUAUAACUUAUUAGAAUCAUGUUAGAAUAUGUUAGAUAUUAAACUGAAAAAGUAGCUGGUUCUGAAAAUAAAGCAGUCAAAUGUUUAUUAAGAUGUUUGAGUUGUUUAAUGGCAUGUUUUGAAAGGUUCAUUAGAUUUUUGAAUAAUAAUGCUUACAUUAUGAUUGCUUUAACUGGUAAAAACUUUUGUUCUGCUGCUAAAGCUGCUUUUGAAACUAUUUGGGCUAAUAGUAUGAGAUUUUCUUUAGUUAAUGGCAUUGGUGGAGCAUUCAUUUUUGUUGGUAAAUUCUGCAUCUCAAUUGUCACUUUAAUGAUCUUUUAUUAUGUAAUUACAACUAUGGAUUAAUUUAAAGAAAAGAUAUUCUCUCCAGUUUUUCCUUGUAUUGUAAUAUUAUUGAUUAAUUUAGGUUGUUUUCAUUAUAGCAUAUGCAUUAGCUGUACUUUUUAUGUCAAUUUAUGGAAUGGCAUGUGACACUGUGCUAUUAUGUUUUAUUUUUGAUGAAGAUUUAAAUAAAUAAAAUGGUGGUUUAAGUGCAUCUAGAUGUCCUGAAACUUUAAAGGAAUUUCUUGAAUAACCAGAGAUGGCAAAUCUAAAAUAAGCAUGA